This is a messenger RNA of Schistocerca americana (American grasshopper), 2817 nucleotides long. RefSeq names its product pleckstrin homology domain-containing family G member 5-like. The transcript is spliced from 16 exons. Gene Ontology annotation, molecular function: guanyl-nucleotide exchange factor activity. Gene Ontology annotation, biological process: Rho protein signal transduction; endothelial cell migration. The record is from RefSeq and is a predicted model, not a curated record. Gene Ontology annotation, cellular component: plasma membrane; endocytic vesicle; axon. The coding region runs from base 1 to 2817 and encodes 938 amino acids. Lineage: Eukaryota; Metazoa; Arthropoda; Insecta; Orthoptera; Acrididae.
AUGACGCCGAACAAUUCUGUAUCGCAGAGCUACGACCGCGGCUGGUCCUCUGGACGGUCGUUCUUCAGCGUGAGCACCGAUGAAGGUGGCGACCAGGAGGCGGCGCCGAGCCGGGCCGACAGGGGCGCCGCCAGCGUCCGAUCCCAGGGCUCGUCCUCCAAGCAGCGCUGGAGCAGCCUCUUCGGGAACUCCAAGGACACGAAGAUGGAGGCGCUGGUGGAGCAGCUGAAGCAGUACUCGGAGAGUGGCAUUCCCAGGCACGUCCGCGCAGAUCCAGAUGAGUACGAGACCCACCGUGAGGAGCUGGAGCAGAUGGGCAAAGGCGACUGGCGGGAGCUGCUGUGCGGGGGCGGCGCCGAGCUGACGGAGCGCCGGCGCCAGCAGCAGGCGGCGCUGUGGGAGCUGCUGGCCACCGAGGCCGCCUACGUCCAGGUCGUCCACGUCGUCACCAGGCUGUUCCUGGCGUGCCUGCGCUCCCUGCAGGGCUGCGGCCUGCUAGUCGAGGUGGACGCCGGCCGGCUCUUCUGCAACGUGGAGGCGGUCGCGGCCGCCAGCCUGCAGUUCUGGGUUCGACACCUGGCGCCCGCCGUCGCCAGCGCCCGGCACCGCUCGCUGCCGCUCGACCCGCUGCACCUCAGGGACGGCUUCCUCAGGUUCCACGAGAUCUUCCAGCCGUACACGCGCUACUGUGCGGAGCAGCUCAACUGCCAGGCCUACUGCCGGGAGAUGUGCCGCAAGGACGAGCUGUUCGCCGCCUACCUGGCCUGGUGUGAGGCGCAGCCAGCAUGCGGCCGCUUGAGGUUGGCAGACCUGCUGGUGAAGCCGAUGCAGCGCCUUACCAGAUACUCUCUGCUGCUCAGGGCGGUGCUCCGGCACACCGACGACGAGCACCAUGCCACCGCCCUCGCUCGGAUGAUAACGAGUGUUGACGAGUUCGUCAACAAUGUGAAUUCCUCACUGAAGACGAAACAGGACAACGAGAAGCUGAAGGCCCUCAUAGCGAGGAUCGAGUCCUACGAUGUCGUGGAGGCGGUCAAGGACGAAGAGCUGGAGCGGCUGGUGCGCGUGCACUCGCAGCUGGACCUGACGGGACCCAUGCCUGGUUGCCACGUCUCACAAUCCAGGCAGCUGCUUCUCGAGUCCGACCUCAAACUGCGCGAGGGCGCUGCCUCCAAGACGGACGUGCGGUGCGUGCUGGUGACGGACGCGCUGCUGGUGUGCAAGCCGGCCGGGAGGCGUCGCGGCUCGGCCUCCAGGGCGGGGGCGGCGUUGCGGGUGGUGCGGCCGCCCUACCUGGUGGAGCGGCUGCGCGUGGCAGAGCUCCCCUCCGGCCUGGGCGUCGCCGUCGUCUACCUGAGCGAGUGGCGCACCGCCGUGCACGCCUUCACCCUCUCCAGCAACGACCCCAGGACCGUACGGGUUUGGGUGGAGGCAGUGCAGCGCGCACAGGACCUGUACGCGACGGCACGGAUGGCCUGGUCUCCGGCGCCACAGCUGUCUUCCCCACUCGGGGCGGCGCCGCCCCUGCCUCUUUCCCACAUGGGGGUGGCACAGCAGCAGCAGAUGGGGGCGGCAGAGCCGCAGCCGGAGUGGCCAGGGGCGGCGACAGCAGCAGCAGCAGCGGGGGCGACAGCAGCAGCCGAGGCGAUGCCGCACAGCCCCCGACUGGAGUCCAGUAGGAGCAGCCGCCUCUCCAGCCUGGCACACUCCCACAGCAGCUCACUGGAGAUGAACGAGGCAUCUUCGCUGAGCAGCGCAUCCCAGUCGCAGUCUCGUGAGGCCAGCGUGGACAUCAACCGUGGCUCCAGUGUCAGCUCUGACGAGGGCCUGCUGAUGCCCCAUUCCACGACAGCCACUGGAGACUCCAGGCAGGCCACCUCACCCAGGACUGACAGGAGGUCCCGCCUGCUGUCGCCGACUCCCAGCUCGCUGUGCCUGCUGCAGCCACCCAGCUUCCAGUCGGGGCUGGGCCAGUCGCUGCCCAACCUGACCCUCAGCUCCAGCCGGGGCACAGACACGGUGCUGGCCUCGCGCAGCGUCACGCCCACGCCCAGGUCGUCGCCGGCUGCAGCUGGACCUGCCACCACCGGUGGCUCCCCAGUUCUGGGCCAGAGCCCACCGGCUUCACUCCUCCUGGUGCCCGGACAGGGCCACGGGGCCAUCCGGAAGCAGCGGCACGCCCAGCCACAGCACCUGCUCAGCCCCGGACACAGAGGUGUGUCUUAUCCACCGCCCAGUCCUUGCCGAGGGUCUCUGCAGCGCACAACGCCGGUGCCGCAGUCUCGGAACCCUCCGCUGGUGAAGACUGGUCACGUGGCCAGCGUGGGCAGUAUAGGGCUCCAGCACACGCCACCACCACCACAGCGAUUCUCUGAUCUCGAAGUGCCACUUAUAGCAGGGGUUUCACCGCCAAGUGACGAGAAGCCGUCCCCGGGGGAUUACCCUGCUGAAGAUGGCAGAGGACCGCCUCAACAGCUACUCCAGUCUCCAGGCGCUGGUCCCGUCGAUGUCGGUGUCACCAGCGCCGCUGAUGGUGGCAACGGCAAUGGCAAGAGAGCCGGUCGCACCGACAACCGGAGGUACAAGACUGCCGGGGCCAUAGACGACAUCAAGAAACAGGAGUCGCGCGACUGCAGCAUCCACAAGCGGCUGUCCUGGAACUGCGGCCGCCAGCAGCAGCAGCCGGGGGCGGCGGGGGCGGCUGCGGUCGUGGGGGUGGGCAGCGGGGGCGGCAGCCAGGAGAGCGUGCGCUCGUCCAGCGGCGUCAGCUCCGGGGGCAGCGCCGGCUGCCUGCUGCCACAAGGUACGCUUGCCUGA